AUGGGGUGCAAGGCAUUACUACGUACGUCAUUGCGUGACUCAACAAUCGAUGGAUGGAUGGAUGGAUGGAUGCAUAGUGUAAACAUUCCGGGUGGUGCUUGUAAAUUAUGUUCUGUAGAUUUGCAACGCUCGGCCAGCAUAAAAAUUUUAAAAAAUUCAAAUUUAAAUCUUAUUUUAUUCAGACAAGGGAACAACGGAUGAUUCUAUCAGAAUCAUUAUCAUAGCGACAACAGUGGGUGCUGGGGUAUUCCUUGGCAUCACACUUAUCGUCUUAUUGAUAAAAUACAAACGAUUGAAGCGGGCUUCAAAAUUAUCAAUUCCUGUCAAUAUUCCAUUGGAGGUGAAUGAAAUUUCACUACAACCAUUGCCAGUUGAUGAAGUAAAUUAUUUAUGGUCAUGGUGUUGGUGAUACAGUGAAUGGUAUUACAUAUGGGAUUCCGGGAAGAACAGAUUGAGCUGAUAAAGUUAUCCAAUAUAAAUAGUUUUAGUUUAGGUUUCUUCUUGUAGUAGCACUGGAGGAAUAAGAGAUGGGCUCACUGAACCUCUAGAAUUGAUAGAGCUAUCUAGUAUAAGUAAAUUUACUUUAGUUUGUACUUGAACUUCGAGGGUUUUUCUGUCUCCAGUUUUUCUCUAUCAUAAAAAUCCAACUCUUAGAAAUUAGUUGUCAAGCACGUGCAUGUAUCGUGUGCCUCUGACUCGGGUGAGUUGGGCAACCACACGCUGUGUGUAAUCGUCAUUAAAUAAAUCAAUCAUUCUUAUCAAAAAACAGGAGGCAGUUUACGAAACUGUUCCGAACGUUGAUCAAGGGUUUUACGAAGACGUUGCCACAAAUGCAAACGAGUCUGAAGACAUAUCAGCUGAAGGUCAGUAAUAUCACAGAUUAUAGAUAUUAAUAUCUAACCUGUGGUAAUAAGCGUAUAAGAAUUAGUAUAAAAAAUUAUACUAACUUUGGUAUGUAAAUUAUUUGCUCAUUCUAAGAAGAAAUGUAAUAAUAUAUCUUGGUUGAAAAGAAAUCAAUCUUGAUAAAUGUUUUCACUGAGAAGUAGUAAAGAACGAGGAUGAGAGUUGGUAAGAGGUAAUAAAGGUUGAAACUUUCGCUCGUGUUUGACCACCAAAUUUUCAACUUUGAAUUUCAAAUUUUGAUGAGAGUUUUUGCUGCGCGCGUUAAUAUCAGGUCAAAUCUCGUCAACUGUCAGUACCUCUUGUUCUCGUUUGACCAGGGAGAUUUGUAAUCGUCUUUUGUUUAAUUAAAGGUCAGGCAUCACUUCACAACUGGACAGGAGUUCUAUCAAAUGCAGACAAGACGUCUGGGUACGAAACAUCAGUCGAAAAUGAACAUCAGACGUUUGCGUACGAAACAUCAGUCGAAAAUGAACAUCGAGAGUUUUACGAUGACGUCGCCACAAAUGCAAACGCGUCUGAAGACAUAUCAUCUGAAGGGCAGUAA
Molecule: messenger RNA, 1447 nt
Organism: Paramuricea clavata
Lineage: Eukaryota; Metazoa; Cnidaria; Anthozoa; Malacalcyonacea; Plexauridae
Source: the annotation of a GenBank genome assembly